UAUCGUUAUUGUUUCUGAUACUAAACGCAACACAUCACCCACUCUCACUCCAACCAUGGCGUCGUCGUGGUGGUGCUCCUCUCCCUCCGCCACCCUCGCCGUCACCACCACCCGCCACUCUUCUGUCACUCCCCACACUUCCCAAUUCCGCAUCCAAACCCUCCCAUUCCCCCCUCCCUCCUUCCUUCUCACCACCGCAUCCCCCUCUUCCCUCCGAUUUAGGGUUCCAUGCUCCAACAAAACCGCCUUCGGAACCCAGUCGCCGAGUUCGCCUCCGCCGGACGCCGUGGACUGCGUGGGAACGGGGCAAGACGUGGAGUGUCUGGUCAAUUCGGAAGAGAAGGAACCGCAAUUGGAACCGUCGGCGCCGUGUCUGGCGGAGGCGCUUUGGGAAUGGGCGGUGCUGGUGUCGCCGUUCUUCUUCUGGGGAACGACGAUGGUGGCGAUGAAGGAGGUGCUUCCGAAAUGCGGUCCGUUCUUCGUUUCCGCCUUUCGCCUCAUUCCGGCGGGGUUUCUUCUGGUGGGGUUCGCCGCGUGGAGAGGGAGGCCUCUCCCCUCAGGCUUCAAUGCGUGGAUUUCCAUCACGCUUUUCGCCCUCGUCGAUGCCGCUUGCUUUCAGGGUUUUCUAGCAGAAGGGUUGCAGAGGACUUCCGCUGGUUUGGGCAGUGUUAUAAUUGAUUCGCAGCCUUUGACUGUGGCUGUACUUGCUGCUUUGUUAUUUGGUGAGUCAAUUGGAGUUGUUGGAGCUGUUGGGCUUGCACUUGGUGUCAUAGGACUUGUACUACUCGAGUUACCCGUCCUAUCAUUUGAUGAAAGCAACUUCUCACUGUGGGGCAGUGGCGAGUGGUGGAUGCUUCUUGCAGCUCAGAGUAUGGCAGUCGGCACGGUCAUGGUUCGGUGGGUCUCAAAAUACUCUGAUCCUGUCAUGGCAACUGGAUGGCAUAUGGUUAUUGGUGGUCUCCCACUUGUGCUUUUCUCAGUUCUUAACAAUGACCCUGCUGUGAGUGGCAGUCUUAAAGAGUACAGUUCGACUGAUAUAUUGGCUCUCCUCUACACAUCCAUUUUUGGAAGCGCUGUCAGCUAUGGUGUAUUCUUUUAUAGUGCAACUAAAGGUAGCUUGACCAAGCUCAGUUCACUCACGUUUUUGACCCCAAUGUUUGCUUCAAUUUUUGGGUUUCUCUAUCUUGGCGAGACUUUCUCUUCUGUACAGCUAGCUGGGGCCUUAGUAACUGUGGUGGGAAUAUACAUGGUUAAUUUCAGAAACAAUUCUGAAUAAAUUGCCAUUUUUGUUUGGUUCUUUCAACCUAAUCCCAUCCGAUGGAAAAUAAUUUCUCGGGGAAUUAGAUGUUUACCGUGAACUCAAAUUGGGAAUGCUAGAAGCAAGGUUGGACACGCGCAGAGGAGAAAUUUGAGUGAUAUACAACUGAGCCCUUGUGAUCAUGCUUUGUGGUGUAAAUACAAUUUUGUUUUGUUAUUUAAUUUUGGCUUCCAGCCUCUUCCUAGGCAAUAUACCAAAAACUUGGAAGCCUUCCAUCGGAAUGAAUUGUUUCCGUAAAGGUGUUUUUUUGUUGUAUAAGAUGGCUUACGCAUUACAAUAAGACUGAACAAAAUGUAUAUAUUAUUAUUGCAAAUUUUGUGUAUAGUGAACCUGCUCUGAAAGAAAUAUACAUAUUGGGCCCAUGA
Molecule: messenger RNA, 1683 nt
Organism: Cajanus cajan (pigeon pea)
Lineage: Eukaryota; Viridiplantae; Streptophyta; Magnoliopsida; Fabales; Fabaceae
Product: nodulin MtN21 /EamA-like transporter family protein
Cellular component (GO): membrane; chloroplast
Source: RefSeq, a predicted model, not a curated record